Messenger RNA from Verticillium alfalfae VaMs.102, 1947 nucleotides. RefSeq names its product fungal specific transcription factor domain-containing protein. Lineage: Eukaryota; Fungi; Ascomycota; Sordariomycetes; Glomerellales; Plectosphaerellaceae. Bases 1 to 1947 code for a protein of 648 amino acids. The transcript has 6 exons. The record is from RefSeq and is a predicted model, not a curated record.
AUGUGUCUACGAGGAGAAAAUAGUGCUGAUUUCAGAGUACCUAGUGCGACCGAUGUCGUCGGCGAAAGAGAGCAAAAUAUUGAGCACAUCGCGAAGACGGUCGACGACUUGAAGUACAUGCUACAGAAGCUUCAUCACGAGCAUCAGCCGGGUUCAAGCCCAGGUCCUACCCAGCACGGCGCUGCCUCAGCUGCCACCUCGACGCGACCGUCUCCGACUUCGGUUCAAACCCCUGUUAUCGGAUCUGGCAGGUCAUCGGCAGUGCUUCAGUCAGAUUUUGGCGGCGAGUCUUCCAUCUCUGCGCAUGCAUUGUUCGCCACGGCUUUCCUUCAGAAUGUGGUCGGUAACAGCCCUUCCCCAAGGGUCACUGUGGAAAUGGCACCUGUCAUGCAGACCCUACGCAGCAUUGCCGAUGCUCAGAAUCAGACAGCCGACUCCUCAGAAACCUUGUUUCCGCACGCCAGGCCGCUGGAGGAUGGGAGAAAACCAGUCAACUUCCCUACGCCGGCAGCCGACAAGGUUUUUGGCUGUCUACGUAUGGCUCAAGAACAUGACAUGGUGGAGGCCUUGUGGCUGCCCGAGUUUGAGUCUAUGGGCCAUUUCACAGAAUACGUCAUCAGAGUCUGCUCCCCCGGGCCAUCGUCUGAAGCAGAGCUCAUCAUCUUCAACACGGGCAUGUUCUGGCUGUUUCUCGAGUGCGCCAGUUUUAUGGAAGACGAAGACGAGAUGAAUGAUUAUACCGCGCAAUCAUAUCUUUGCCGGGAUAACCUUGAAACGCUGCUGGCUCAUUUGGGAUAUCACGUACCAAAUACCAUGGAUUACAUCUACGCGCUGAAUAUGGCGACCACCUACUGUCUCCAAACCAUCAAGACGACAGCCGCGUGGUCCUUCAUCUCGAAGAGUGCACACGCCUGUCAGGCCCUCGGCCUGCACAGCGCCAUCUCGCUCCAUCCAGCUUCGUCCGCGCAGCAGGGCCGGCUCUACGAUGAAAUAUACAGCCCGGGGGCGUUUCUCCAGCCGCAGCAAGUCCGCUACGAGCAGGCACGCACGCUGAUCGAUGACCUCAAGAGCCUGAGGGAGGCAUCCGAGGCGCUGGAGGUUCGUCGUUCGCCAGAGCACGUCAAUCCGAUGCAUGCAUGUCGCGCUGACCGUGUUCGCUCACAGAGAGAAAUCGUCAGGCAGGCAGGGCGCGGCGGCCAAUCUCCCCUCUCCGAGCUCACCUGGCGCGCAGAUCGGAUCGCGUACCUUUCCAUGCUGACGCUGGCUUACCGAAGCCUCCCGCCGACGGAGCCCUUUAUCUCUUCAUUUGCAGCGGACUGCAUUGCCACGGCGCGCCAGGCUCUCGACGAGCAUGAGCAGUGCCUCAAAGCUCUGACCCAGACGCAAACCGUCAAGACGUCGGCUUACAUUGUCCUCUUCAUCGACUGGCAAGCUAAACCCCUCCUCCCCUGCUUUCCUACUCUGGUGUCCCUCCUACAAACCCCCUUCGUGCCCUUCACCAUCCUGUUCUGCCACGCCAUCGAAACGUCAAGCAGGGCAGAUCUCCAGGUCCUGCGCAGCUUCCUCGACACCCUCGAGAGAACGGCCUACUCGUCGCGCCACCUCUCUACCCAGAACCAACUGCGCCUCUUCCAGGCCCUCUACAGCGUCGCCGUGCGCUACAUCUCGGUCCAGGAGAGCAGUUCCCUGCAGGCGGACGCCUGGAGCACGGGAGGCGACGGGAGCGGCAGCGGCACCGUCACCAGCGGCGGGGUGGCGCCCGCAGGUCAGACGUCGGCGCCUUUUUCGAGUCAGAGCAUGGCGUUCACGCCUGGCGAGGUGGCGGCACAGACGGCCAAGGAUCAGUUCAUGGCGAACCUAGGGAUGCAGGUUGACUCAUCGGGCAAUCCUCUGGCGAGCUGGUUUGCGAGUAAUCAGCACCUCAUGAGGAUACUGGAAAACUCAUGA